ACGACGGCUCGUACUGCAUGCCUUGCUACCUUUCCUGGACCAGAAUCACUCAAAUGUAGCAAUGGAGAGACCGGGACUCGCGCAAGGUGUUUGCGAAAAUUUGCAGCAGAUAGCUAGGCACUGCUUCGCCAGAACACGGCCAUGGAUUUCAGCAGCAUAUCCACGAUUCUGAACGACUCUACUGACGGGCAUAAAAAGGAGGUCAUUGUUCUUUCACCGACAUCGCAAUUUGAAGAUGCUUCCUGUGUUUGUACUAGUAGUCGGGAUUCAAUGGCCUCUGGUUCUGCCCUCCAAUCUUUCCUUGAUCACAUCUCCAUCGACCCCAUUACAAACUUCCUCAACACCUCUGUAUUGGAGCUGAAACUCGAUGAUUGCAUCCAAGAUGCAAUCAGAUCUUUGUAUGAAAGAAAUGUCUUUGGCGCACCCAUUGUUAAUUCCGUGUCGUCGGAUCGGGGUAAUUUUAUUGACCGCGAUAUCGGGUUCAUUGAGUUUUCCAGCAUGGUCCUGUGGUCGCUCGAGGAGUUUGAUAAAGCCAGUGCUGAAUCAAAGAGUGACAGCCAUGGUUUUCUCUCGAUGUUGGAACAAAUUUCACAGAUUGGACAGACUAAGGUUGGUGAGCUCGCCAAGUUUUUCCUAUGGGAGCCCUUUUUUCCCGCUAGCCCUGGUGAUUCUCUCCUUCGAGUCUUAUUACUCUUCUCCAAACAUAGAAGGCUGAAGGUUGUACCAGUUGUAGAAUCAUCGAACUCUUGUGUUGUCAGCUUUAUCACCCAGAAUGCAGUAUUACAGCUGCUUCUUCAGUCGAGUGGACUAGAUUGGUUUGAUCAAAUUGCAGACAUGCCAAUUUCUGAUUUUGGAUUUGAAAAGAAUCGUGCUCUUGUAUGCAUAUUUGGUGAUCAAACAGUUGCAGACGCAUUGCAUAUUCUUUGGGAAAAUCAUUUUGAUGCAGUCCCUGUGAUCGGAAGAGUGACAAAAACUUUGAUUGGAUUUGUGAGGAGAAGUGACAUUUACCUUCUCCUGGAGGAUGAUGAACUAUACCAAAAUAGAAAGAGUUUCAAGGUUGGAGACUUCAUCAAAUCUUACACCAGAAGAACUAUCCCGGAUUCCGAUUCAUCAAUCAAUGAAGAAAGUAGUACACUUCAAGUGUCCUCUGCUCCCCUUCUCUUGAAGAACAACCAACUUCCUCCAAUGGAUACUCCAACAACAAACCUCUCCUCUGAUUCCCUCAAACAUGUAAUGCAGGAUAUGCUGGAAUCAAAAAGCGAGUGCUCCUUCGUGGUUACAGAAUCAGGCCAGCUACAGAGUGUGAUCACACUUAGAGAUAUUAUGUCCAAGUUCUCUCCUCCAUCCAUGGAUGCCACGAUUGAUGGAGGCGGCUUCUUCCAGUCAGCUCUAGAGCAAUCUGGCUGCCAUGUGGAAGAUGGAGUAAUGGUUCGUGACAAACAUUAGCUUUUAUGGCAACAGUUCCAGUUUAUCUGGCAGAGGAUCCAGACCGGUUUAGAAUCUGUUGGAAAAUGUAAGUUAUUUAGGUUUGAACUGAAGAUUAUAAGCAUGCAUUGUGUGUAAAAAAGGCAAUGAAUUUGCAUCUCUCCAAGCAAUACUGAUGUCUUUGCUUAA
Molecule: messenger RNA, 1614 nt
Organism: Dendrobium catenatum
Lineage: Eukaryota; Viridiplantae; Streptophyta; Magnoliopsida; Asparagales; Orchidaceae
Product: SNF1-related protein kinase regulatory subunit gamma-1
Exons: 7
Coding region: 142-1446 (434 amino acids)
Source: RefSeq, a predicted model, not a curated record